Molecule: messenger RNA, 1050 nt
Organism: Culicoides brevitarsis
Lineage: Eukaryota; Metazoa; Arthropoda; Insecta; Diptera; Ceratopogonidae
Product: cAMP-dependent protein kinase catalytic subunit alpha-like
Exons: 4
Coding region: 1-1050 (349 amino acids)
Biological process (GO): protein phosphorylation
Cellular component (GO): nucleus
Molecular function (GO): protein serine/threonine kinase activity; ATP binding
Source: RefSeq, a predicted model, not a curated record
AUGAGCAAAUUUUCCCCGAAUGCGGACUACAAGACGGUUCUGAACCGGCUAAAGAACGACUUUGAGAAAAAAUGGAAGGAGAAAAAGAGUUCGGAUGCCGAGCAGCUGAAGGAGUACGAAGAUAUUCGUGUUUUGGGAAGUGGAGCAUUCGGAGUUGUUAAACUCGUUAAGCACAAAACAUCUGGCAAAUAUUUCGCGAUGAAGUAUCUCUCAAAGGAAAAGGUUGUUAAAAAUAAGCAGAUUGCACACACACUGCUGGAGAAACAGGUACUUAAAUGCAUUGACUUUCCAUUUUUGGUAUCGCUGGAACACGCAUUCAAAGACAAUACGACGUUGUAUUUGUUACUGCCGUUCGUCAAUGGAGGCGACAUGUUCAGUGUGCUGCGAAAGUACGGAAAAUUCUCGGAGAGUCAUGCACGUUUUUAUGCCGCCCAAGUCGUUCUUGCCUUUGAGUAUUUGCACCAUCUAAAUCUCAUUUAUCGCGAUUUGAAGCCCGAGAAUAUCCUAAUUGACCAUUUGGGCUAUUUGAAGAUCACGGACUUUGGGUUUUGUAAAAUGGUCGAGACAAGAACGUAUACGUUGUGUGGCACACCCGAAUAUUUGGCGCCGGAGAUAAUUCAAAGCAAGGGAUAUGGUAAAGCAGUGGAUUGGUGGUCUUUUGGGAUACUUUUGUACGAAAUGAUUGCCGGUUACAGUCCUUUUUACACAAAUAAUCCCGAUCCAAUGGCAUUGUUUGACAAAAUCGUUAGUGGGAAAUAUCGCUUCACCUCAGCGUUCACGUCGGAGUCGAAGAGCUUAGUGACCAAUUUACUCCAAACCGACAUUACUCGUCGUUAUGGCAACCUCAAAAAUGGCGUGCAAGACAUCAAGGGACACAUUUUCUUCAAGCCAACCAAAUGGAUCGCCCUGCUGAACCGCGAGGAGACCGCUCCAUAUGUACCAAAAAUCUCCGGCGAGGGAGACUACUCGAACUUUGACGCGUGCAAAGACGACAUACAACCGAAGAUCCGGAGCAAGUGUCAAUACGAAAAAGAUUUCCUCGACUUUUAA